Molecule: messenger RNA, 1508 nt
Organism: Ooceraea biroi (clonal raider ant)
Lineage: Eukaryota; Metazoa; Arthropoda; Insecta; Hymenoptera; Formicidae
Gene: Noa36
Product: zinc finger protein 330 homolog Noa36
Cellular component (GO): nucleus
Molecular function (GO): zinc ion binding
Source: RefSeq, a predicted model, not a curated record
CGUGAGUUAAAAAUUGAAAAGUCAUAUUAUUCGCUCGAAGGAUUCUCGGUGGUGUAUGCUGGUGUAUGCAUGGUGCGCGUAUGUGUGUAUUGUACGUGUGUUUGAAACCAUAACCUCUGCGCGAUCACAUGUAACGUGAUCAAGGCGGGGAAUCAAAUUUCCGUCGAGAAUUUUCACGUAGUCGAGAUGCCGAAGAAGAAAACCGGCCAGAGGAAGAAGGCCGAGAAGCAGAAGCUUCGGCAGAAGGAGAUCCGGGCGGCGAAGGAACAGGUCGACCUGGCCAAGUACCCUUGCAAUUCCGUGAUGGAAUGCGACAAGUGCAACAAGAAGCAAAAGAGCCGCGCCUUCUGCUACUUCUGCCAGAGCCUGCAGCGUCUGCCCAUGUGCGCGCACUGCGGCAAGAUCAAGUGCAUGCUGAAGACGGGGGAUUGCGUGGUGCGCCAUCCGGGUGUCUUCACCACGGGACUAGGCAUGGUGGGAGCCAUAUGCGAUCACUGCGAAGCCUGGGUCUGCCACGGGAGACGUUGCCUCACUACGCACGCGUGUACCUGUCCGCUAAUGGACGCUGUCUGCCAGGAAUGCGAGAGAGGCGUUUGGGAUCACGGUGGAAGGAUAUUCAAGUGUUCGUUCUGCGAUUGUUACCUGUGCGAAGACGAUCAGUUUGAGCACCAGGCAUCCUGUCAAGUGCUGGAAGCCGAGAGUUUCAAAUGUCAGUCGUGCAACCGCUUGGGACAGUACUCUUGUCUCAGAUGCAAGACGUGCUACUGCGAGGAUCACGUUCGCAGGAAAGGUUUCAAGUAUGAGAAGAAUAAGGCUAUUCCCUGUCCAAAGUGCAGCUACGAGACAUCGCAGACCAAGGAUCUAAGCAUGUCCACGAGAAGCCACAAGUUUGGCAGACAGAAUCACGGCGGCCCGUCUGAAUCCGACGAUGAGAGCGGGUACAACGAUUAUGGAAAUCAAGAUUCUUGUUACGGUACUGGUAAUUACGUCAACGAUGACGAGGAUGAGGACGAUGACGAUGACGACUAUGACGAUGACGAAAAUGAUGACGAUGAAGAUGCGGAGGAUGACGAAUCGUCGAGCGCGGACGAAGAGAAGAAAGAUAGCAAGAUGCAACAGGCAGAGAGCAAUAAUGAGAGCAAAGCUUAACGCAAACGUUUAAGAAUAUACGAGAUAGCAAUAAUUGAGAAGAACGUUAAUUGUUCAAUGUGCAAAUUGUGCAGAGGGAAUUCUUGAUGGUGCAAAGUGCUCGAAAAAAGAAAUGAGAAAUUAAAAUAGGGAUAUUCUUGAAAAUGGACAAUGAAAAUAUUUUGUAUAAUAAAAAAAGUUUGCUUUACUAGGGAUAUAAAGAUUGAGUUCCUAAUAUAUAAUAUACGCCACAGAGUCGAGUUUAAUGAUUCUUAGAAAUAGUGAUAAUAUGAAAAACCUUGCGAUUGCAUAACAAGAUGGCAACUGUGCAGAAAUAAACGUUUAUUGUACAUGACGAAUUUUAUGCAGCUUAAAUAAAA